Sesamum indicum (sesame) is the source of this 2554-nucleotide messenger RNA. Its product is annotated as ABC transporter G family member STR2. Gene Ontology annotation, molecular function: ATP hydrolysis activity; ABC-type transporter activity; ATP binding. The record is from RefSeq and is a predicted model, not a curated record. Lineage: Eukaryota; Viridiplantae; Streptophyta; Magnoliopsida; Lamiales; Pedaliaceae. Gene Ontology annotation, cellular component: membrane. Gene Ontology annotation, biological process: transmembrane transport.
AAAGGCAUUGCAGUACAUUUCACUUACGUCAAAGACAAGCACAAAGACUGGAGCAACCGAUGAAGCAAACAAGAAUGUAAUUGUCCAUUCCCGGACAAAAAAACAUGUAAAAACGGACUGCACAAUGCAGAAGAAGGUUUGUAUCAACUUAGAAAGUACCUCCCAAAACCAGCUUUUCUUCUAGUCUUUUUUGUCAAUCACCCUUUCUUUAAAACUCUAAGCCAUCCAGUGUUUCUUGGGAGACCAGAAAAUCCAAGUUUCCCCAUAUCUCUCUUGAUCUGUUCUGCGAAGAUGAAUAGCACGGAUAGUCGUGGGCUGGACAUGGUGAUCGACAUAGGGAAACCGGUGAACAUGACUGGUGGAUUGGAGUUUUCUGGGCUAACCUACACGGUGAUCAAGAAGAUGAAGGAUAUAAAUGGGGCGUGGGUGAAUCAAGAAGUCGACUUGUUGCACGACAUAAGUGGAUAUGCGCCUAAAGGAUGCGUUACGGCUGUUAUGGGGCCUAGUGGUGCUGGAAAGUCGACGUUCUUGGAUGGCUUGGCGGGAAGAAUCGCUAGCGGAAGUCUCGUAGGGAGGGUGGUGUUGGAUGGGGCUGAUGUUAGCCCGAGCUUGAUUAAGAGGACUUCAGCAUAUAUAAUGCAGGAUGACAGGCUGUUCCCUAUGCUUACUGUUUAUGAGACUCUCAUGUUUGCUGCUGAUUUUCGGUUGGGACCGAUCCCCAGGGCUGAGAAGAGGCAGCGUGUCGAGAGCCUGAUCGAGCAGCUUGGUUUAUCGUCAUCAAGGAACACUUACAUAGGCGACGAAGGGACCAGAGGUGUGUCGGGAGGAGAGCGUCGCAGGGUUUCAAUUGGAGUUGACAUCAUACAUGGCCCGUCCCUCCUGUUCCUGGAUGAGCCUACUUCAGGUUUAGACUCCACCAGUGCUCACAGCGUGAUCGAGAAGGUCCACAACAUAGCACGCUCUGGCAGCACUGUGAUUCUCACAAUUCACCAGCCCUCAUCUCGCAUUCUGCUGUUGCUAGACCACCUCAUUGUCCUGGCUAGGGGGCAGCUCAUGUACCAAGGCCCUCCUAGAGAUGUGACUUUCCAUCUGGACCGAAUGGGCCGUAAAGUCCCAAAAUCCGGAAACGCCAUUGAAUACUUCAUAGAUGUGGUGCAAGAGUAUGAUCAGUCAGAGCUUGGAGUUGAAGUGCUGGCUGAGUUUGCUCUUACCGGCGUGAAGCCACCGGAGCUGGCAUCCCACAAGGAGAUGCCAGCGUCCAGCGUGAACUCCUUGCCUCCUGCUGCAUUGCCGCCUAGACGGAAAAGUCGCCGGCAGGCAUCAGAAGGGCAUGAUGACAGGUCAAGUAAACGGCUCCCGUUGCAAGCAUUAAAAGAUGGGGAUUUUGAUCACAGUGUGAGAAGCACAUGGAACACGUCGAGGUCUUGGACUGCUACCCAGUCGAUCACCUAUACACCAACAAGGAAGAAUGCUGAUCAGAGAGUCCUAGCCAGGAGAAGCCAAUCCCCGGCCGGAUAUUACACCUACUCGAGCGAGAUUCUACAAGGCACACCAACGCCUCACAGCAGCGACUACACUGUCAAUGAAAAUGACUACAUGACCCAUAGCAGUCUCCACCCAGGCACAGCGGCAACCUACCAACACCUCGGCCCCAAGUUCACCAAUUCCUUCAUCUCAGAGACAUGGAUACUAAUGCGCCGCAACUUCAUCAUCAUCAGGCGGACUCCCGAACUCUUCCUGUCCCGAUUGCUCGUGCUCACCGUCAUGGGCAUCAUGAUGGCCACCUUGUUCUGGCACCCGAAAGACAACGUGCAGGGCAUCACCAACCGCCUCAGCUUCUUCAUCUUCACUGUCUGUCUCUUUUUCUUCUCCUCUAAUGACGCUGUCCCUGCUUUCAUUCAAGAGCGCUUCAUCUUCAUUCGUGAAACGUCGCACAAUGCUUAUAGGGCCUCAUCCUACACCAUUGCAGGACUGAUCACAUAUCUCCCCUUCCUUGCACUACAAGCCGCUGUUUAUGCAAUAAUCGUCUGGUUUCCUUUAAAGCUCAAAGGCCCAUUCGAGUACUUCUUGCUAGUACUCUACAUGUCACUACUCUCCACCAACUCUUUUGUGGUCUUUGUUAGCUCAGUGGUGCCCAACUAUAUUCUUGGCUACGCGGCUGUGAUUGCCUUCACCGCACUUUUCUUCCUCUUCUGCGGCUAUUUCUUGGAUAGCCAUGCUAUUCCAGGAUAUUGGAAGUGGAUGCACUACCUCUCCACUAUGACUUAUCCAUAUGAAGGGCUGCUAAUGAACGAAUAUCAAACAACCAAACCUUUUGGUAACAUAAGUGGGAAUAAGAUCCUGGAAUCACUUGGCAUUGAUAUUGAGAAGAAUCUAAAGUGGCAGAAGGUGUAUAUAAUGUUGGGAUGGGCCGUUGUGUAUAGAGUUCUUUUCUAUAUUGUCCUGCGAUUCUUUUCAAAGAACCAAAGGUCGUAGAGAUUCCACAGGAAGGGGAUACCUAGUGUGGUUGAUGUUUAUCUUACAAGAAUAAUUUUAUCUCGUACAGUAGUUCAAA